This is a messenger RNA of Pygocentrus nattereri (red-bellied piranha), 6883 nucleotides long. RefSeq names its product myoferlin like (gene myofl). The record is from RefSeq and is a predicted model, not a curated record. The transcript has 54 exons. Gene Ontology annotation, biological process: plasma membrane organization. Bases 173 to 6328 code for a protein of 2051 amino acids. Gene Ontology annotation, cellular component: membrane. Lineage: Eukaryota; Metazoa; Chordata; Actinopteri; Characiformes; Serrasalmidae.
CGCAAUCAGAGGACUCUGGUUAAAAGGGUGGAGUUUCGAGUUUAUCUAAGCUAAUUUGCGCCAUAUCACACUCCAAUCCCCCAUUCUCGUCCACUAACCUGCUACCUAUCGACCCUCCUACCCAUGAAGAGGGGUCCUGUUCCUCAGAGAAUUCACUCCCAACGCUUGCACCAUGCUGAAGGUAGUGGUUGAGAGCGCAAAAGGGAUUCCCAAAAAGACUCUUGGCAAUCCAGAUCCCAUAGCCGGAGUUAUUUUCAGAGGAGAAAAAAAGAAAACAAAGGCCAUUUCCAAUGAGUUAAAUCCAGUGUGGAAUGAGGUCAUUGAGUUUGAUUUGAAAGGUUCAUCUUUGGAUUCUUCCUCAUUCAUUGAAGUGGUUGUUAAAGACUAUGAGACCAUUGGCAAGGACAAAUUGAUUGGCUCUACGAAAAUCUCCCUCCGGGACCUAGCCAGUGGUCAGGCAAGGUCUCUGCCUUCACGGAAUGUUCCUCUCAUCAAUGAGAAGAAGCAAGAUAUAGGGGCAACAAUCAAUUUAGUGAUUGGAUAUGAGCCUCCUGCCAGUGCUCCUCCUAACCCAAAUGCACAGAUUGAUGGAGAUGUUCCAGCAGGAGAAUCAGCUGUGUCCCCUGCUGGCAAAGAUGGAACUGAUGGUGAUGAAGAUCCUGGAGAGUGGGGAGACACAAGGGCUUCUGGAGAGCCUCCCACACCUGGACAACCUGGAAAACCUCCCCAAAAGAUGAUGCGUAUGGGCCGGAAGAGGCAGAAAGCUUUGGCUAACAAACCCCAAGAUUUCCAGAUUCGCAUUCGCAUCAUCGAGGGUCGGCAGUUGCCUGGCAAUAACAUCAAACCAGUCGUCAAAGUGAGUGUUUGUGGGCAGACACACAGGACAAGGAUCAGGAGAGGAAACAAUCCAUUCUUUGAUGAGAUUUUCUUCUACAAUGUCAAUAUGCUGCCUUCAGAGCUAUUAGAUGAGAACAUCUACAUCAGGGUUUAUAACUCAUUCUCCCUGAGAUCAGACAGUCUUUUGGGGGAGUUCAAGCUGGAUGUGGGCUACGUCUAUGAUGAACCUGCCCAUGCUAUCAUGAGGAAGUGGCUGCUGUUGAGUGACCCUGAUGACUCUAGCUCAGGAGCUCGGGGUUACCUGAAAGUCAGCAUGAUCAUCAUGGGAACUGGAGAUGACCCACCGGUAGAAAAGAGAGAACAGAUUGAAGAAGUGGAUGACAUUGAGAGCAACCUACUGCUGCCCGCUGGGGUCACCCUGCGCUCAGCCACACUCUCUCUAAAAGUGUACCGUGCUGAGGACAUGCCACAGAUGGAUGAUGCCUUUGCCCAGUCAGUGAAGCAUAUGUUUGGAGGAGAGAGUGACAAGAAAAAUCUUGUGGAUCCAUUUUUGGAAGUUAGCUUUGCAGGCAAAAAGCUAUGCACAAAGAUCAUUGAGAAGAAUGCAAAUCCUGAAUGGAACCAGUUGGUAAACAUGCAGGUUAAGUUCCCAUCAAUGUGUGAGCGCAUCAAACUUACUAUGUUUGACUGGGAUCGCUUCUCAAGCAAUGAUGCUGUAGGAACCACUUACUUAGAUCUGACCAAAAUAGCAUCUUCUGGUGGGGAAAUUGAAGCAGAGACAUUUGAAAAUGGAACGCUUCCAGCAGCAGAAGUAGAACGAGUUGGGACUGAGGUUGGCUUUCUCCCGGCUUUUGGCCCUUGUUACCUAAACCUCUAUGGGAGUCUGAGGGAAUUCUCUGAUCUUUCUGACCCAUAUGAGGAGCUCAAUUUAGGAAAAGGUGAGGGGGUGGCGUACAGAGGGAGGGUUCUUAUUGAACUUUCCACUCGGCUGGAUGACAAGAUUGACAAAAAAGUGGAUGACCUCUCCAAUGAUGACAUCUUAGUAGCACAGAAAUACCAGCGGAAGAGGAAGUACUCUCUGUGUGCAGUGUUCCACAGUGCAUGCAUGCUCCAGGAGCCAGGGGAACCAAUCCAGUUUGAAGUCAGUAUUGGCAACUAUGGCAACAAGAUGGAUUCAACAUGCAAACCGCUAGCCUCUACAACGCAAUACAGCUGUGCUGUGUUUGAUGGAAAUAAUUACUAUUAUUUGCCCUGGGCCAACACAAAGCCAGUUGUUAUCCUCACUUCCUUCUGGGAGGACAUAAGUCAUCGUCUGGAUGCAGUGAAUAUUGUUCUUUUCACUGCUGAUAGACUGAAAGCCAAUGUCACCUCACUGAAGACAGCUAUAUUCGCAAAAGUUCCUGAGACACGUUUAGCUGAAAUCUGGCUGAAACUUAUCAACCAGCUAAUUGAGGACCUCAGCAGUUUCCAGUUACCAGAUAUUGAGGGAAAGGCUAACCUGACAGCUCUGGAUAUUCAGAUAAAGAAGUUACGAGACAGAGCCAUCGUCAGCAUUAGAGAAGCAGCCCGCCACAUGAGGGAGGAGGCCACUGAUGUUAAAGCCACACUUACUGACAUAGAGGAGUGGUUAGAGCGCCUACAACAAAUUGCAGAGGAGCCUCAGAACAGCAUGCCUGAUAUCAUCAUUUGGAUGCUGAGAGGAGAGAAGCGUAUGGCCUAUGCCCGCAUUCCAGCCAAUCAGGUGCUCUUCUCAACUCACAGUGAUCAGGCUACUGGAAAAUACUGUGGCAAGACACAGACCAUUUUUAUGCAGUAUCCAAUGGACAAAAACAAAGGGGUGAAGAUUCCUGUUCAGCUGCGUUUGAACGUAUGGCUGGGCCUAUCAGCUCAUGAAAAGAAGUUCAACACCUUUGCAGAAGGAACAUUCAGCGUCUAUGCUGAAAUGUAUGAGAACCAGGCUCAGAUGUUUGGAAAGUGGGGCACCACAGGCCUUGUAGGUCGCCAUAAAUUCUCUGAUGUGACUGGGAAGAUAAAGCUGAAGCAGGAGUGCUUCCUGCCACCACGCGGCUGGGAGUGGGAAGGGGAUUGGUUCAUUGAUCCCGAGAGAUGUCUGCUGACAGAGGCCGACGCAGGGCACACAGAGUUCACGGAUGAGGUGUUCCAGAACGAAAGCCGUUUCCCUGGUGGAGAGUGGAAGCCUGCGACUGAGCCCUACACUGACGUGAAUGGAGAGAAGGCCCAGAGCCCAGAGGAGAUUGAGUGUCCUCCAGGGUGGAAGUGGGAAGAUGAGUGGAGCUUUGACAGCAACAGAGCUGUAGAUGAGAAAGGUUGGGAGUAUGGCAUCACUAUUCCUCCAGAUGAUAAGCCUAGCAGCUGGGUAGCAGCAGAAAAAAUGUACCAUAUCCACCGCAGGAAGAGACUGGUACGGCUCCGUAAGAAGACAAAAAACACCCCCACUGUAGAGAAGAAAGAAGCAGGUGAUGGCUGGGAAUAUUCCUCUCUGAUUGGCUGGAAGUUCCACAGAAAGGAGCGUUCCUCAGAUACAUUCCGGCGCAGACGCUGGAGAAGAAAAAUGGCCCCGGGGGACAGUGUGGGCGCUUCAGCCAUCUUCAAACUGGAGGGAGCAUUGGGGGUAGACAUUGAUGAGAAAACCAGCAAGAAAGAUGCAGCGAAGCUUUUUGGUGCCAACACACCCACAGUUUCCUGCAGCUUCAACAAGUCAUUCAUGUAUCAUCUCAGAGUGUAUGUCUAUCAAGGCAGAAACCUUCUUCCUAUGGACAAAGACAGCUUUUCGGAUCCCUACUGCCAUGUGUCUUUUCUCCAUGUGAGCAAGACCACGGAGAUCAUUAAGGCCACCCUCAACCCCACAUGGGACCAGACACUCCUCUUUAAUGACAUUGAAAUCUAUGGCGACCCUCAGACAAUUGCUCACAAUCCACCCAGUGUGGUUAUGGAGCUUUUUGACAGUGACCAAGUGGGGAAGGAUGAGGCCAUGGGAAGGUGUGUUUGUCCCCCAGUGGUAAAGCUCAAUCCUGGCUCACCGGUGACCCCAAAGUUGCUCUGGUUCCCUGUCACCAUGAAGGGCCGAAGUGCUGGGGAAAUUCUGGUGGCAGCCGAGCUAUUGCUGAAAGAUAAAACAAAUGAGUCUGAAAUGCCUCUGGUUCCACCCAAAAGAGCUGAGAAGCUGUACAUGGUGCCUCAGGGGAUCAGGCCUGUGGUGCAGCUUACUGCGAUUGAGAUCUUGGCCUGGGGUUUGAGGAACAUGAAGACCUAUCAAAUGGCAGCUGUAUCCUCACCCAGUCUCAUUAUAGAAUGUGGCGGACACACUGUUCAAACUGCCGUCAUCAAAAACAUCAAGAAAUGUCCAAAUUUCCCUGGAUCAGUUCUGUUCCUUAAAGUGCUUCUCCCCAAAGAAGAGAUGUACACUCCACCUAUUGUGCUAAAAGUGAUAGAUCACAGACCCUUUGGCCGGAAACCUAUUGUUGGCCAAUGCACUGUAGACUCUUUGGAAGAGUUCAGGUGUGAUCCUUACAUGGACAUUGCUGAAGUGUCCAGGACUGCCCGAGUGGCCAUGAUGUCAGCUGCCCCUGGAGACGUGAUUAUUGACAUAGAAGACAGACGACCAGUCCUAGACAGUCAGCCUGCUGAAAAGGUGGAUGAAGCUGUGGACUGGUGGAGUAAAUUCUUCGCCUCUGUUGGGGAGCACGAGAAGUGUGGCCCAUAUCUACAGAAGGGUUAUGCCACUUUAUCAGUCUAUGACAAAGAACUUGAGGCAAUGCCAGACUUCCAUGGGCUGACAGAUUUCUGUAAUACUUUCAAACUGUUCAGAGGAAAGACUGAUGAUGAUGAAGAAGACCCCUCUGUAGUGGGGGAGUUUAAGGGUUCUUUUCGAGUAUACCCCUUAUCAGACGACCCUGAAGUCCCAGCACCUCCUCGGCAGUUCAGAGAGUUACCUGAGAGUGGACCUCAGGAAUGUGUGGUUAGAAUCUAUGUGGUGCGCUGUAUCGACCUACAGCCUAAAGAUAAUAAUGGCUUGUGUGAUCCUUACAUCAAGAUAACUCUGGGGAAGAAAACCAUUGAUGACAGAGAUAAUUACAAACCGAACACCCUAAACCCUGAGUUUGGAAGAAUGUUUGAAAUGUCCUGCUUUCUGCCGCAAGACAAGGACCUGAAAAUCAGCAUCUAUGACUUUGAUUUGCUAAGCCGUGAUGAGAAGGUUGGGGACACAAUUAUUGACCUUGAGAAUCGACUCCUUUCUCGAUUUGGCUCGCAUUGUGGUCUUCCACAGAUGUAUUGUGUGUCAGGAGUUAACCAGUGGAGAGACCAGCUUAAGCCAUCUCAGAUCCUGCAGAACCUCGCCAGACUGAGAGGACUUCCUCCACCCCAGAUUGCAGAUGAUGGCAGUUCACUUUCCUUUGGAGGGCGAGAGUACAACCUGCAUGACUUGGAGGCCAGUAAAGUGCUGCACCAGCACCUAGGUCCAGCCAAGGAGCGUAUCUGCCUGCAUGUUCUGCGGAAGCAGGGCCUGGUGCCUGAGCAUGUGGAAACAAGGACCCUGCACAGCUCCUACCAGCCCACGCUGUCCCAGGGAAGAAUUCAAAUGUGGGUGGAUGUAUUUCCCAAAAACCUUGGAAUCCCUGGACCUCCAGUUGACAUCACUCCUCGCAAAGCCAAGAAGUAUUUCCUACGAGCUGUUAUUUGGAACACCUCUGAUGUCAUCCUGGAUGAAACCAGCAUUACUGGUGAACACAUGAGCGAUAUCUAUGUGAAAGGGUGGAUGCCCGGUAUGGAGGAGGACAAACAGAAAACAGAUGUCCACUACAGGUCUCUUGAUGGAGAUGGAAAUUUCAACUGGAGAUUUGUCUUUGGCUUUGACUACCUACCAGCAGAACAGUUGUGCCUUGUGUCAAGAAAAGAGCAUUUCUGGAGUCUUGACAAAACUGAGUUCAGGAUUCCUCCCAAACUGAUCAUUCAAAUAUGGGACAAUGACAAAUUCUCUUUGGAUGACUACUUAGGCACUGUAGAGCUGGAUUUGAUUCACCUCAUGCCUCCAUCUAAAACCCCUGAGAAGUGCAGCCUCAACAUGCUUACACAGGGAGCAGGCAGAAACCUCUCCUCCAAUUCACUCUUUGCCCAGAAGUCUGUGAGAGGUUGGUGGCCCUGCGCCAUGGAGGAGGAUGGCAAGAAGCUUCUGACUGGUAAAGUGGAGAUGACUUUGGAGAUUGUGGAUGAGAAGGAAGUGGAAGAGAGGCCUGCUGGGAAAGGAAGAGAAGAGCCCAACAUGAACCCCAGACUGGAGCCUCCAAACCGUCCAGAUACAUCAUUCCUUUGGUUCACAAAUCCAUGCAAAACUAUGAAAUUUAUAGUAUGGCGUCGAUUUAAAUGGGUCUUCAUUGGAGGCAUCAUUCUCAUACUAGUGCUCCUGUUUGUAGGAGUCCUGCUGUACUCUUUACCGAACUACAUUUCAAUGAAAAUUGUAAAGCCUUUAUAAUGGGAGACUGGAGGACUGAUGUUGCAAGACUGUCAUUGGAGUACGCUGCCAAAGAAUAAGAAACUGAAUUAAAUUUAGAGAUGUUUAGACAUAUAAUGUGUUUGUACUUCAGUAGUAAAGUCAUUUUAUAACGUUCACCAGCGCGGUUCAGAGAACCCAGUUUUGCACUUUUAUUUGCACUGAAGUUCUCUAUAGUUUUAAGUACUCUAUUCACAGAAACACAGCCUAACAUUCUGUAUCAUUCAAAUCACUUCCUUAAUAAGCACAAUAUUUAUCCAAGCAAAACAUCAUGGUUCAUUGUUGUAAUCAUUCACAUUAUUUUAUCUGUCCAAAGAUCUAAGGAUCCUUUUUUAAGAUCCACUUACUCUUGUUCACUGAUUUACAGAAGUGAUUACUGCAUACUAUCUGAAUGCAACAUUCUGCACUGUAUAUAUGGUUGGUAAUCUUCCAGUGAAUUGUGGGCACAUUUACCAAAGCCUUCAUGUCAAACAAAAACAAAUAUCUUGUCAUGUGUGGAUUACUGAACUAUGAGCUAAAUAAAAAUCUAAAAACUGA